AUGCCCGCCUGGGAGGUCGAGGUCCGUCCGGGCGAGCAUCUCGUUCUCAACGGCACGGCGCACGAAGUCCGGCGGCAGCUGCUCGAGCUUAAUCCGGACUGGAAGCCCCUCGCCGCCCCCGCCACCAUCGAGACGAAGCGCGACGUCGAGGGGACCACUACAUUUCCCCCGAGUACAAAGGUCAAAUGCGGCGAGUACCGCCGACCGGGAAGCAAAUACUUUGCCAAAGUGCUCAAGGACGCGGCGCAACAUCUGUUCUGGAAAUACGGGGACAUCAAGAAGACCGUUCAGCCGGGGACCUGCCUUCCCGUCGGGUGCGAAUAUGACACGGGCAUCUGGUGGUGCAACGAUGAUAAAAAGGAGAAGACACUGCAUGGCUACACCGGGAUCACGGACGGUUUGAAGAAGAUGUGGUAUGAGCACCUGUGUUGGACGGACAGGUCAGGGCGGCUGCUGCAUCCAGACGGCUGGAGCCUCGUUGUGACCGGCACAAAGGUCAAUAGGCCGUGCUGA
This is a messenger RNA of Purpureocillium lilacinum, 513 nucleotides long. RefSeq lists its product as uncharacterized. The record is from RefSeq and is a predicted model, not a curated record. NCBI's taxonomy places the organism in Eukaryota, Fungi, Ascomycota, Sordariomycetes, Hypocreales, Ophiocordycipitaceae.